GUUUGGUGGAUUUGAGACUCACCGUAAUCGUAGCCAUCGGUGGGUGUCGGGGGAAAGAUAGAAGCACCUGAAAACGAUAGCGUCUCAUCCCUUCAACAACGAUGGCUACGUUGGCUACAAUCCUCACCUUCCGUCUCAGUGAUUUGACUCGUUGUCCAACUUCGACGCUGGCUCAGUCAAGGUCUCGGUCAAUGACUCGCCACCAAUAUUCAGCGGUCAAUCAUACGGCUCUGGAGAAGAAGUGUUCGUAUCACAGCUACUCCUUGAGACCCCGUCGUCGCUGCCACCAAUUGGUGGUUGCGGUGGUGGAUUCUCGAAACUCUCAGCUGAGAAGAACAGAAACGAUCUCGAUCAUAGUGUUUUGGUAACCAAAAAACACUGAGAAGCCCAAAAAAGAAAAACUUUUCCUGCAUUUGAGUAAUUGCUGUUGACCAAAAAUGCAAGUAAAGACGUCAACAAUUUGGGACUUUUGACAUGGGUAUCACCUGUGUUCUUCGAGCAAUUUCUCUGCAUUUUUAAUAAAUGCAGGAUAAAAUA
Messenger RNA from Rubroshorea leprosula, 537 nucleotides. The record is from the annotation of a GenBank genome assembly. Lineage: Eukaryota; Viridiplantae; Streptophyta; Magnoliopsida; Malvales; Dipterocarpaceae.